This is a messenger RNA of Brassica napus (rape), 2262 nucleotides long. RefSeq lists its product as uncharacterized. The record is from RefSeq and is a predicted model, not a curated record. The transcript is spliced from 3 exons. NCBI's taxonomy places the organism in Eukaryota, Viridiplantae, Streptophyta, Magnoliopsida, Brassicales, Brassicaceae. Bases 1 to 2262 code for a protein of 753 amino acids.
AUGAGGAGAUCAAAAAAAUUUAAGUCUGAUAAAAGAUGGCUAGACAACGAGGAGCUAAGGCAGGUCAUCCUGGAGGGAUGGAGAUCUCCUGAUUUACCCCCAGAAGCGACUAUUAUGGAAUAUAUCUCUAGCUGUCGAAAAGCUUUGGGGGAAUGGAGGAGGCAGCAUAAUGUCAACUCUGCGAGACUGGUGGAGGAAUUGAAAGAGAAGGUGGAGGGCAUGUAUGCGGAUGACAAUGCUACCACUGAAGAAAUUGCCUCAGCAUUGAAGGACCUCUCUAAUGCUCUUAAAGCAGAAGAAAUGUUCUGGAAACAGAAGAGUCGAGUGUUCUGGCUAAGAGAGGGGGAUAGAAAUACAAAGUUUUUUCAUGCACUAACAAAACAGAGAAGAUCCAGGAAUAAAAUUACGCAGCUCCAAGAUGUGAAUGGAAAUAUAGUUGAGGAUGAAGAGGGUUUAGUAGCCAUUGCUACUAGUUAUUUUAGACAGAUCUUUGAAUCGUCUAACCCUGAGGACAUUGAAGAGGCGUUAGCUCAAGUUCCUACGACAAUCACUGGGGCAAUGAAUGAGAACCUUACAGCUCCGGUAACGGAAUGGGAGGUCAAAUUGGCUCUUUUUGCUAUGCAUCCAGAGAAGGCUCCAGGACCAGAUGAGAUGACUGCGCUAUUCUAUCAUAAAUUAUGGGAUAUUGUAAAGGAUGAUUUAACUCUUAUGGUUAAUAACUUCCUUAUCGAGGGAACGGUGGUGAAUGGAUUAAAUGAUACAAAUAUAUGUCUUAUCCCGAAGACGGCCAAGCCUAAUGAUAUGGCUCAAUUUCGACCAAUAAGCUUGUGUAAUGUAAGCUAUAAAAUAAUUUCGAAGGUCUUAUGCCAGAGAUUAAAGAAAGUGCUACCAGGCUUGAUUUCAGAGACCCAGUCAGCCUUUGUUGCUGGAAGACAGAUUUCAGACAAUAUUAUGAUUGCCCAAGAAAUGUUUCACGCGCUGCGGACUAAACCAAGUGGUCGCAGUAAAAGGAUGGCUAUUAAGACGGACAUGAGCAAAGCAUAUGACAGAAUGGAGUGGUCAUUCAUUGAAGCCGUCAUGCGCAAAAUGGGAUUCUCAGAGACGUGGAUAACCUGGAUAAUGCGAUGCAUUACGUCGCGGAUUAAUGCAAAUACCAGGCAAGAGAUCAAAGAUAAAAUGGGUAUACAAAACGAAGGAGGGAUGGGAACCUACUUAGGUAUCCCGGAAGAUAUAAGCGGAUCCAAGUGCAAAUUGUUUGCAUUCCUCAAGGACAAGUUAAUGCACAGGUGGAGUUCAAACCCACCAAAGAGAGGAAUUCACUGGGCGAAAUGGGAAAAAGUUUGUCUACCAAGGGAGGAAGGAGGGAUUGGGUUUCGUAUGAUCCAUGAAUUCAAUCUGGCAUUGUUGGCAAAACAACUAUGGAGGCUGGUUCAAUUCCCAGACUCAUUGGUCGUUCGGGUCUUGAAGGGGAGAUACUACAAAUUAACCUCGCCUCUGAGAGUAAACUCGGCUAGCUGCCCAUCUUAUGUGUGGACUAGCAUUUCUGCUGCAAGGAAGUUGUUAUUGCUGGGAAUCAGACAGAAGAUACACUCAGGUUAUGAAGUGAAGGUGUGGGAGGAUCCGUGGAUCCCAACGAUCCCAGCGAGGCCGGCUGUCCCUGUGGCACCAGUAAUGCAUCCUAACAUGAGAGUAAGCGAUCUCAUUGAUCAGAUAGGGAAGGAUUGGGAUGUUGGAUUAUUGGAGAAUUAUGUAAAUCCCGAGGACAUACCGCUUAUAAGGAGUUUGGCCAUAAGUUCAUCUCACCGGCGCGAUACUUUUUGCUGGAGCUACACAAGGAAUGGCCAAUACUCGGUUAAAUCUGGAUAUUGGGUGGCCCAGAAUCUAUUGAAGACGGCGGAAGCACAGGAGAUAUUGGAACCGAGUAUUACCAAGCCUCAAGCUUUUGCUUGGAAGUUAAAAGCGCCUACGAAAAUAUGUCAUCUUAUUUGGCAGUUAUUGACUGGGCAUGUUGCAGUAACAAGGAAUUUAGCAAGACGUAAUAUGCGAUGUGAUAACUAUUGCCCAAGAUGCGGAGAUUUGGAUGAAUCAGUCACACAUGCUAUCUUUGAAUGCCCGCCAGCGCUACAAGCUUGGACCUUAUCGACAACCCCAACAAGCCCUGAGGUAUUUCCACUACCAAGUGUCUACGCCAAUAUGGACUACCUAUUCUGGAGAAAAAACUCUAUUAUUGAGCCGAAACAAGACAGAGAUCCUUUUCCCUAG